Telopea speciosissima is the source of this 1888-nucleotide messenger RNA. RefSeq lists its product as uncharacterized. The record is from RefSeq and is a predicted model, not a curated record. NCBI's taxonomy places the organism in Eukaryota, Viridiplantae, Streptophyta, Magnoliopsida, Proteales, Proteaceae. The coding region runs from base 307 to 1575 and encodes 422 amino acids. The transcript is spliced from 7 exons.
ACAUAGGGCGAGAAGGAGACAGAGUGGGAUCGAGAUAAUUAAAAGGGGGGUGCGUAGGAUAAGCAGCAGACUCUAGAGAAGAAGGCGGUUUCCUUCUCGCACGUUACAAGUUACAACCGAGAGAGAGAGAGAGCGAGGAUUAACAUCAGAGAAGUGGACUUGUGGUUGUUUAUUGGGUGGGAAGGACUGAGAGAUCGCCAACCCAUGAAUCCAUGAUGUUACUGAGGUGACUUAAAGCUCGAACCUAGGCUUGCUUUGUUGAUGUGGGGAGGGGUGUAGUAGUGUUUCCUUGGUUUGGUGUUCAACAUGGCAGCGCGGGUUAGCGGAGAGAGCAGGAGGAAGAGAGUAGGAGUGCUGCUAUUCCUUUACUUCAUGGCUUUGAUCCCCUUCUCAUCCGCUGCUAAUGGGAUGCGCAUUUCCCGUCAGAAACUCGAAGUUCAGAACCACUUAAAACGCCUCAACAAGCCUGCCGUUAAAACCAUCAAGAGCCCAGAUGGAGAUAUUAUCGAUUGCGUCCAUGCUUCUCAUCAACCUGCUUUCGACCAUCCUUUUCUCAAGAACCAUACUAUUCAGAUGAGACCUAGCUUUCAUCCAGAAGGACUUUUCGACCAAAACAAGGUCAGUUCCAAGUCCAAACAAAGUUCAAACUCCAUUACUCAGCUAUGGCACUUGAAUGGAAGAUGCCCAGAAGGAACCAUACCCAUCAGAAGAACAAAGAAAGAUGAUAUUCUAAGAGCAAGCUCAAUCAAAAGAUUCGGAAGGAAGAAGCACAGAACAAUCCCUCUGCCCCGUUCUGCUAAUCCUGACCUGAUAAAUGAAAGUGGUCAUCAGCAUGCAAUAGCAUAUGCUGAAGGGGACAAGUAUUAUGGAGCAAAAGCAACCAUUAACGUGUGGGAACCCAAGAUCCAACAGACUAAUGAGUUUAGCUUAUCUCAGCUCUGGAUCUUGGGAGGUUCUUUUGGUCAAGAUCUCAACAGCAUUGAAGCUGGUUGGCAGGUCAGCCCAGAUCUCUAUGGAGACAACAAUACGAGACUCUUCACCUACUGGACUAGUGAUGCUUACCAGGCCACGGGUUGCUACAACCUCCUCUGCUCAGGCUUUAUUCAGAUCAACAAUCAAAUAGCAAUGGGUGCAAGCAUCUUUCCUGUAUCUGGCUAUCGUGGUUCCCAAUAUGAUAUCAGUAUACUUGUCUGGAAGGACCCAACAGAGGGGAACUGGUGGAUGCAAUUUGGGAAUGAUUAUGUGUUAGGCUACUGGCCUUCUUUCCUCUUCUCAUACUUGGCUGACAGUGCAUCCAUGAUUGAGUGGGGAGGAGAGAUUGUAAACUCAGAACCAGAUGGUGAGCACACAUCAACUCAGAUGGGUAGUGGCCAUUUCCCUGAAGAAGGCUUUGGUAAGGCUAGUUAUUUCAGGAAUAUUCAGGUUGUUGAUGGGUCCAAUAAUCUAAGAGCCCCAAAAGGAAUCGGCACCUUCACUGAACAAUCCAAUUGCUAUGAUGUCCAAAAUGGCAAUAAUGGUGAUUGGGGCAACUACUUCUACUAUGGUGGUCCGGGCAAAAACCCCAAUUGCCCAUGAAAGAUAAUUCUCUCUCUCUCUCUCUCUCUCUCUCUCUCUCUCUCAUGUAACUUAAUGUCCUUCCCAUUUAUAUACACAUUUUACCUCUUAGGUUAGAUUAGUAACAUGUUCAUCUUUUCUUUUGCUUUGUGUUGGGAAGUUUUGACUCUUUGUUUCUCACUCUCUCCCCAUAAGAGGUUGGAGAGGAGGGGGCCAAGUUUCUUAAAGCAGCCUAGAGGAACAGCCUUGGUCACUUUCCUAGUUUCUUUGUAUUUGUUCGCUCCUCUCUCCCUGGAGUGGUUUGUUAAUGGAUGAAUGAGAUUCUGAUGCUAAA